Dermatophagoides pteronyssinus (European house dust mite) is the source of this 3084-nucleotide messenger RNA. RefSeq lists its product as uncharacterized. Gene Ontology annotation, molecular function: RNA binding; hydrolase activity; manganese ion binding. NCBI's taxonomy places the organism in Eukaryota, Metazoa, Arthropoda, Arachnida, Sarcoptiformes, Pyroglyphidae. The record is from RefSeq and is a predicted model, not a curated record. Gene Ontology annotation, biological process: deadenylation-dependent decapping of nuclear-transcribed mRNA. Gene Ontology annotation, cellular component: cytoplasm; P-body.
UUUUGUUUGAUGAGUGGGACGGAAGAAAAAACAAUUUUAAUUUAAUUAUCGCGUUUUUUUUGUUGUUGAUGGAAUAUCAUCAUCAUUGCGUCUUUGUUCAUAUAUUUAGUGUGACGAUGCGAUAGAUUUUUGUUUGUUUGGUUUCAAUAUUUUAUCAUUUUUAUGAAUUUCUUUCUUUUUUUUUUGAUUAUUAGAAGAAUAUAUUUCGAAAAAUUUAAAUUGCUGCAAAUAGACCAAAACAAAACAAAAAAACUUCGACAAACAUUUUGAAUUGUUUCACGACGCACAAAAAACCACGUGUUUUUUUUCUGUUGUUGAUUCUUUAUGACUUGUGUUUGUAUAUAAUCUCUUUACAAAUUUACAUUGCUUUAUUUUUUGUUUCUGCAAACAAAAAAAUCCAAGUUCAAUAAAAUAACAGUGUUCAUCAUGAGUGAAUUAAAUUCCAAUUUACAACGAUUAUUUAAUGCUGUCUCAUCGACGUCGCCUUCAACGUCGAAUGCUGCAGCAGCAUCAGGGACGACGACAAUAAAAACAACAACAACAACAAAUCAAAAUCCAUUUGAUUUUUUUACAGCAACUAAUAAUAAAAUGAUCGAUCCAAUGUCAAUCAUAUCGUCAUCAUCAUCAUCAUCUACGCAUCAAAAAUCAUUGUAUCAAUCAUCAUCAUCAUCGAAGCCAAAUCAUUUUGUAAAUAAUAUUAAUGGUAAUAUAAUGGAAAAAGAAACGCAACCACAAUCAUCAUCAUCAUCAUCAAUGUUUUUGUCCGAAAAUGAUAUAAUUACAUCGUUGAUGAAACAUACUAAUCAUCAACAACAACAACAAAAUACUGACAAAACAAAUGGAUUUUGGUCAUCAUCGAAUGAACAAUCGAUUCUUGAUAAACAACAAUCAUCAUCAUCAUCAUCAAUAUCGAAUGAUUUAUUUGCACUAUUUCAACCGAAUCGAACGGUAAUAAAUGAUGGCCAACAACAAUGUUUAAUGGGUAAAAAUAUUCCAUCAUCAUCAUCAUCAUCAACAAUGGCAACAACAUUAGAAUCAUUGGAAAAUUGUUUAAAUACUGAUCGUCAUGAUGGUGGUUCGUUGAAUCGAUCAACAACACAAGCAAUUCCAAUCAAUAAUAAUAAUAAUAAUGAUGGUGAUAAUAAUAUGAGUCAUUGUAUGAAAUCAUUUUUAUUUAAUAAUGAGCAACAACAGAAUUCUGCAUCAGAAUUGAUUGGCAAUAAUAAUAAUAAUAAUGUUGUUAUGGAUAAUAUUUGUUCAUCAUUAUCAUCAUCCGAAUCGGAAUCAAGUCAAUUUUCACCACCAUCAACAUUAGUAUCGGAUAUUGUACAGGAAACAGUAGCAUUUGAACAUACUGAAGAUUUUAUACGUAGUUUACAGAUACCAUUGGAUGUAUUGGAUGAUUUAGCAUCACGUUUUGUUUUGAAUAUGCCUCAGGAAGAAAAAUAUGAUCCAAUUAGGAUUUGUUUUCAGAUGGAGAAUGCAUUCUGGCAUUAUUUGGAUUUCUGUUGUGAAUGUGAUUCACGAUUGCCAAAAUUUAAAUUUAAACGUUUCGCUCAAAUAAUGUUCACUUAUGUGCCACGUUUACGACAAUUUUUGGAUGUAUUUGAUGAUGUUGUCAACAAAUGGAUUCAAUAUAAAUUUUCUAUUCCUUGUUCCGGAGCAAUAAUGUUGGAUGAAACAAUGGAUUAUAUUCUACUUGUACAAGGUUAUGGCAAUAAAACAUGGGGUUUUCCUAAAGGCAAAGUUAAUCAUGAUGAAUCAUUAAUGAAUUGUGCCGUUCGUGAAGUUUUCGAAGAAACUGGAUAUAAUUGUAUGGGAAAUAUACUAGCAGACCAAUAUCUUGAAAGAAAAAUAUUUGAAUCACGAUUACGUUUAUAUUUGAUACGUAAUGUUGAAUUUAAUUAUGAAUUCAAACCUCAAGCUCGUAAUGAAAUUCGUUCGAUUAAGUGGUUUGCAUUGAAAGAUUUUCCACAAAAUCGUCAAGAUCAAACACAACAACAUCCGAAAACAUCAUCUCAAAUGAUGGCUGUUUCGAAUGGUGGUGGUAAUAUUAUUAACGGUGAUGUUGUUAUGAUGCCACAGAAUGCUAGUAAAUUUGUAUCGAUAAUGCCAUUCAUGCAGGCCAUACGUAAAUGGGUUGAAAAUGAAAAACGAAAAAUGAAAGUUGUACGAAAACGUGAACGUCGUCAACAAAUGAAAUUGGCUAAACAACAACAACGUAAAGCGAAUGAAUUGGCGGCAAUUUUUGGCGGUAUUAAUUCCACAAUCAACGCUAAUGUAGAAGGAAAAGGUAGUUCGAAUUCAAGUUCACCAACAAGUACGAUUGAUGAUUUGAAUGAUAAUAAAACAAUAGUUAUCGAUAAUGAUAGUGAUAGUACAUUGAAUAAAACAACCACAUCAUUUGUUGAUGUUGAUCUCAACACUAUACUUGGCUAUCGUGAAAUGUAUAACUAUAAAAAUGAUCAACGAAAUCUAAUGACUAGAGAACAACGUAAUCAUGAACAAACAUGGCAACAACAAAUGUAUACAUUUUCAAAUGGUGAUGGUAUUGCUCAAGAAUCAAAUUCAUUGUUGAAUAAUAAUCAGGAUAAACAUAAUGCAUUACCUCAAGCUGGACAUCUUGAAGAUAUUGAACGAGCUUUGAUGGAAAAUAGUUUUAAUAAAAAUGAAAAUAAAAAGGAUUCAUCAUCAUCAACAUCAUCGAUUUUAUUGGGAUCAAAAGGUUCCUGUACAGAAAAAUUAAAUAUUCUAUUUGGAUUAGCUAAUCAACAACAAACAUCAUCAUCCAAUACAAUGAUCUCAUUGAAUAAUAAUCAACGGCCAUCAUCAUCAAUGUCUGUUAAUCUACCUAAUGGUAAUAAUAAUGAUAAUGAUAUGGAAUCGGAAAUAAAUAAAAUGAUCAAACCAUCAUUAGCACCGAUCGGAACAAGACGAUCUUCAUCGAUUAGUACUUGCUAUGCUGAUAAUCAACGAAAAAAUUUUUCUGGUCAUAUUGUGAUCUCUAACAAUAAUAAUAAUAAUGAUAAUGAUGAUAGUGGUGAUAAUAGCAGUAGUAGUAGUAGUAGUAUCAAAAACAAGUAA